UCAGCUUUCGAGCUGUACCAUAGCAUGCAUAACAUGCAUAGCAUGCGCCAUGUGUCACUGAGAAACGCAUUCCCGAUUUUUCGGGUGCUGCUCCUCUCGCUAUUGGCACCAGCCAGUGGCCUGCGAACUGUUGCAGAUGAAGCUCCUGGUGAGCGUCCUGAAGGAUCAAUGGUGGCCUGGUAUCAUCAGAUUCCCCAUCGACGCCUGAUGCUAGUGGUCUAUCCUGCCAUGGCCGUUGCAGCAGUUCUGCUUCUGGUGCUCGUCGUCAUUGCACUGCGGAGCUCACGUGAAGAGACCUUGCCGAACAAGACGCGACGACAGUCUCUGAAGGUGAACCGAUUGAUGGUGCGGCUGGGCGCAUCAGGAGCGGUUGAAGUGCUCCACCCUGAGACCACGUUGGUUGAAGACUUCCGGCAAGCCUUCACAUGGACUCGACUGGGUGUCUUUUGGGUCGCGAUUCUGCUGUCCUUUGCCUUGGCCGUCUUUGGAGACAGUAAACUGUUUAUGAUGAAGCAUUCAGUGGGGAACAUUGCGUCCAUGGAAGCCUGUGAAGCAGCUUGUCAUGCAGACCCUACAGCGCAGUGUGGCCUCAACGACAUCAAAUUUGAAAAGGUGGAAAAGAAGUCCUGCGAGCUUUCUGGGACCUGCAAAGAAGAUGUGCCGUCACCCACAGUUGAAUUUGUCAAGUGCACUUUCAAUGUGGCCCCAGAGGCGUGGAAAGUGGACUUGGUUCUCGUCUCAGCCAUCGUGGGGAUUUACCUCAUCGUGGAAGGACUCCCCGCAGAACUCAUUUUGUUUGGCCUGAACUGCAUCUAUGGCAUUCUGGGCAUCAUUUCCGUGAAGCAGGUUUGGGGCGGCUUGGCCAGCGGAAGCGUUGUGGGCCUGGCCUUGCUCUUUCCCAUCGCAGCGGCCAUUGAGGAGACAGGUGUAUUGGAUGUUGCAAUUGGAGUUAUGCUGGGGAAUCCUCAGUCGUUUAUUGUGGCGUUCUUCCGCAUGUUGAUCCCUGUGGCCCUUUUGUCGGCCUUCCUUAGCAACACCGCCAUCGUGACCAUGAUGAUUCCCGUGAUCGUGUCGUGGUCGCGCACGCUGGGGGAGCAUCCUGGAAAGCUGUUGAUGCCCUUGUCCUUUGCCGCCCAACUUGGAGGAUCUUGUACACUGAUUGGUUCUUCCCAUUGUUUGGUGGCGCGUGAGAGUGUGGACAAGACACUGUACGAGAUGAGUUUCUUUGACCUUUCUUACAGUGGCACCAUCCUUUGUUUAAGCACUUUUGUGCUGAUGGCGUUGUCUCUGCCCUUCCUAGCAUCAUCAGCGGCUGCUGCGGAAACUGUGCUGGAAGACGACGUCAACCAGGAAAAUCUCUAUUUGGUGAAAUUCACUCUGCGCCGGGGCAGCAGCUAUGUAGGCCUCACUUUUGAACUGGCCUCCAUCCAGCUGAAGCGAUUGCCCGGGGUUCGGGAGCUGGUGCGAAAUCCGGCAGCUGGAGAUGUUCUGAAGGAAGAUGAAGAGCUGAAGUUUCUGGUGGAUGAAACUGGUGUGACAUCCCUUCGACAAAUCAAAGGCCUGUGCAUUUCCAGUGAGGAUGCUCUGUGGGCCCUUGGCAUGGAGCGUGAGCGUCGUCAUUUGUAUGAAGUCAGCCUGUCGCCGUCCAGUGAACUUCUCGAGGAGCCUUUGGACUUUGAUGUCAUGCGGCAAGUCUUUGGGGCGUGCCCAAUUGCCAUUCGGGGCAAGGAGUCCGACAUCCCGGUGGCUGGAGACAUCGUCCUCCUGGAAGCGGAUGAACGCUACGUGGGCACCGCCAUGUGGCAAGAGGAGUUCUCCAUUACUCGUAUUGUUCCUAAUUCCAGCCCGCAGCGCGUGGGUGGAGUGCAUGAUAAACUGAGAUGUGUGCUGGUUUGCCUUGGUAUGGCCACCUUGAUCGCGCUGGUAACACUGGAAGUUGUCGAUCUGUCUGCUGGGGCUGGGAUUUUUGUACUGUUGUUGGUGCUGAGCAAUGCCUACAGCAUGUCAAGUGUUUAUAGGAACAUCAAGGGCCCAGUUCUUUUGACCAUCGCAGGUGCCAGCGGUUUGUCUGCCGCCUUGCAGGGGACUGGCAUUGCUAUGUUUGCGGCCAAAGAGCUGACGAAGUGUGCCAUGCCCUAUGGCCCCAUCGGGAUUCGGGCGGCGGUGUAUUUUCUCUGCGCCUUCCUGACAAUGUUCAUGAACAACUCUGCCACAGUUGCCAUCAUCGGCCCCAUGUUAGCCACCAUUGCUCGUAGCACCUGUGCACCCACGGAUAUCACCUGUCAGCAGAAGAGCAUCAAAGCCCUGGCGCAUGUCAUGACCUUUGCGGCUGGAACCUGUUUGACGUCGCCCUUGGGAUAUCAGACCAACUUGAUGGUGAUGAAAGAUGGUGGCUACACAUUUGCUGACUUUGCCAAGUAUGGUGGGCUCGUUCAGGUCUUCCAUUUGAUUUGUUGCGUCCUGGUGGUAUCAUUGCUGGUGGAUAUGUUCGACCUUUGAAAUCCCUCGACCACCCUCGACCUGAGCAAAGAGAUGGCAGAUUUUCUGGAAAGAGUCGGAUCUGAUUGCCCACCCCAAUCUCAACCCGUUUUGGUACAAGGAUUACAAGUAUCAAGUAGGGGAUACUGUCAGACUAAC
Molecule: messenger RNA, 2637 nt
Organism: Cladocopium goreaui
Lineage: Eukaryota; Dinophyceae; Suessiales; Symbiodiniaceae
Source: the annotation of a GenBank genome assembly